CCGGUUUUGACAGGUGCAGCGGAGAAGCGAGCGGACGGACAGCACAGCCUGGGAGGACUUGGGGGGAGAAACCUUGACCUCCAAGAGGAGCCGAGAGAGAAGAAGGCAAGCGAAGAAGGGAAAGCAGGGCUGAGACAGAGAGAGCAAAGCGGGGAGCAGGGCAGGCGCAGAAGGCAAGAUGACGACGCAGAUAGAGACCCACGUCCAGUACAACCAUUCCUACAUGACGACCGAAGACUACAUGGCCCAAGAGGAGGACUGGGACCGUGACCUGCUGCUCGACCCCGCCUGGGAGAAGCAACAGAGAAAGACGUUCACAGCCUGGUGCAACUCUCACUUGCGGAAGGCAGGGACCGGGAUUGAGAACAUUGAGGAAGAUUUCAGGAAUGGCCUUAAACUGAUGCUCCUGCUGGAGGUGAUUUCAGGUGAACGGCUGCCAAAACCGGACAAAGGCAAGAUGCGCUUCCAUAAGAUCGCCAAUGUCAACAAAGCCCUGGACUUCAUUGCCAGCAAAGGGGUCAAACUUGUGUCCAUUGGGGCUGAAGAAAUUGUGGAUGGGAACCUGAAGAUGACUCUGGGCAUGAUCUGGACCAUCAUCCUUCGUUUUGCGAUCCAGGACAUUUCAGUGGAAGAAACCUCGGCCAAGGAGGGCCUGCUGCUCUGGUGCCAGAGGAAAACGGCUCCCUACCGGAAUGUAAACGUCCAGAACUUCCACAUUAGCUGGAAGGAUGGCCUGGCUCUUUGCGCUCUGAUCCACCGACACCGGCCUGACCUCAUUGACUACGCCAAACUCAGGAAGGAUGACCCCAUUGGAAACCUCAACACAGCCUUCGAGGUGGCAGAGAAAUACCUGGAUAUUCCUAAGAUGCUGGAUGCAGAAGAUAUUGUCAACACCCCCAAACCUGAUGAGAAAGCCAUCAUGACAUACGUGUCCUGUUUCUAUCAUGCCUUUGCUGGUGCUGAGCAGGCUGAGACAGCUGCCAACAGGAUCUGCAAGGUGCUUGCCGUCAAUCAAGAAAAUGAGAAGCUGAUGCAGGAGUACGAGAAGCUGGCCAGCGAGCUCCUUGAAUGGAUCCGCCGCACCAUCCCCUGGCUGGAGAACCGCGUGCCCGAGAAGACCAUGAGCGCCAUGCAGCGCAAGCUGGAGGACUUCCGGGACUACCGCCGCGUCCACAAGCCCCCUCGGGUCCAGGAGAAAUGCCAGCUCGAGAUCAACUUCAACACCCUGCAGACCAAGCUGCGGCUCAGCAACCGGCCCGCCUUCAUGCCUUCUGAGGGAAAGAUGGUCUCCGAUAUUGCCAAUGCCUGGAAGGGUCUGGAACAAGUGGAGAAAGGCUAUGAAGAAUGGCUGCUGACCGAGAUCCGGCGCCUGGAGCGCUUGGACCACCUGGCAGAGAAGUUCAAGCAGAAAGCCACUCUGCACGAGAACUGGACCCGAGGAAAGGAGGAAAUGUUGACACAGAAGGACUACGAGUCGGCAUCCCUUUACGAAAUCCGGGCACUGAUGCGCAAGCACGAGGCCUUUGAGAGCGACCUGGCGGCCCAUCAGGAUCGGGUGGAGCAGAUUGCGGCCAUCGCGCAGGAACUCAAUGAGCUAGACUAUCACGACGCAGCGUCUGUGAACUCCCGCUGCCAGGCCAUCUGCGACCAGUGGGAUACCCUGGGGACCCUCACCCAGAAGAGAAGAGACUCCCUGGAGCGGGUAGAGAAGCUGUUGGAGACCAUUGACCAGCUGUAUCUGGAGUUUGCCAAGAGGGCCGCCCCCUUCAACAACUGGAUGGACGGAGCCAUUGAAGACCUGCAGGACAUGUUCAUUGUGCACAGCAUUGAGGAAAUCCAGAGCCUGAUCACAGCCCAUGAGCAGUUCAAAGCUACGCUGCCUGAGGCCGACAAGGAGCGCAUGGCCAUCCUCGGCAUCCAGAAUGAGAUCCAGAAGAUUGCGCAGACUUACGGCAUCAAGCUGUCAGGCAUCAACCCCUACACCAGCCUCUCCCACCUCGACAUCGCCAACAAGUGGGAUACGGUGAAGCAACUGGUGCCACACCGUGAUCAGACCCUGCAGGAAGAGCUGGCCAGACAGCAAGCCAACGAGCGCCUGAGACGCCAAUUCGCUGCCCAGGCCAACAUCAUCGGGCCCUGGGUCCAGACUAAGAUGGAGGAGAUCGGCCACAUCUCCGUGGACAUCAGCGGGUCCCUCGAGGACCAGAUGAACCACCUGAAACAACACGAGCAGAACAUUAUCAACUACAAGUCCAACAUCGACAAGCUGGAAGGUGACCACCAGCUCAUCCAGGAGGCCCUCGUCUUCGACAACAAGCACACCAACUACACCAUGGAGCACAUCCGCGUGGGCUGGGAGCAGCUGCUGACCACCAUUGCCCGCACCAUCAAUGAAAUAGAGAACCAGAUCCUGACCCGUGACGCCAAAGGUAUCAGCCAAGAACAGAUGAACGAGUUCCGGGCCUCCUUCAACCAUUUCGACCGGAAACGAAAUGGCAUGAUGGACCCUGACGACUUCCGCGCCUGCUUGAUCUCAAUGGGAUACGAUCUGGGCGAGGUGGAGUUUGCCCGCAUCAUGACGCUGGUGGACCCGAACAACACAGGGGUGGUGACUUUCCAGGCCUUCAUCGACUUCAUGACCCGUGAGACAGCCGAGACGGACACAGCCGAGCAGGUCAUGGCCUCCUUUAAGAUCCUGGCUUCAGAUAAGAGCUACAUCACGAUAGAGGAACUGCGUCGGGAACUGCCUCCGGAGCAAGCGGAAUACUGCAUCAGCCGGAUGACGAAAUACACCGGAGCUGACGCUGUGUCGGGCGCUUUGGACUAUGUCUCCUUCUCCAGUGCCCUGUAUGGAGAGAGUGACCUGUGAUUCCCUCUCCCCGCACCCGCCCCCCUUCUAUUCCAAGCCCACCCUCCCCUUCACCAGAAAUGGCCUGUGGGAGCAGCAGGAGGACCCCACACCUUGUGGGGCAACCAGCACCACCGGAGCCUUGAAUCCACACACGAGGGGAGCCCUGUGGGAUCUCUCCACCCACAAGCCAGGGCUGGUGGAUCGAGGGUGGUCUUGGCUAGGCAAGUCUCCGACCCCAUUCUUCUUGGUAGAAGCUGCUGUGUCCGCUCUUUGCUGCUGCGCUAGUUGUGCGGGUCCUCCUCCGAGUUGACGUCCAACACCUUCCCUUCUCUCUGCGGCUGUUUUCAUCCAGCCUCAAGCCGUUCCUCAUGGGAGCAACUCAUGCCGUCCCGCUCUUAACAGUUGCUUACAUGGGGAGAAGGGUCCCCCCACUUCCCCACUCAACCAUGAGAGCCCUACAAUGUUUAAGCUGCCCAAAAUUGAUCCUGGGGGUGGAGUGGAGGGAGGAGAGGGAGAAGGGGACUGGUGGACCCAGGGGAGGACUGCUUGGAAGGAUUGCUGAACUAAUAAAGAAACACACACUGGAGGCCCA
Molecule: messenger RNA, 3443 nt
Organism: Anolis sagrei ordinatus
Lineage: Eukaryota; Metazoa; Chordata; Lepidosauria; Squamata; Anolidae
Gene: ACTN3
Product: actinin alpha 3
Biological process (GO): actin cytoskeleton organization; muscle cell development
Cellular component (GO): cell junction; cortical actin cytoskeleton; cell projection
Molecular function (GO): calcium ion binding; actin filament binding
Source: RefSeq, a predicted model, not a curated record